AAUCUGGAUGACAUGCUAAUGAAACUGAUGACGAUGACCUAUAAUAUUUUUUCGAACCACUUGGUAUGUUAGGUACAUGGAUCUUCUUUAGGUUUCCAGUCCUUCACCUCUUAAUCAUUAAGUUUCUUUAUAGGCUUAGACUUAAGAGAGUGUAUUCAGAUGACUCCUGUAAUAACGAGUUUUUGCUUGAGCACUCAAGUUGGUUCGACCAUGCAGACGGCCUUUGCCAAAUGCCCUCGCGCCCAUCGACAUUCCUUGGUUCCACUCCGUAAUGUAAUAACGUAAACAUCAACAACAAGCCAACGUGAAAGUUUACAUGGCCGCCGCCGGGAUCCCGAUUAAAUUCAGCGGAUAUCAAAGACAAUCGCAAGUGGAUAAAUUAAAUCUCGUGUAGAUAAAAAAUAAAGAAUGUGGUUAAUGAUGGGUAUGCGGUCAACAUCCAGGCAAAUUGACUGACAGUCUUCAGAAGGGGGAGAAUGUUACGGUGGUUAUUGGCACUGGAUGAACCUGCAUCAAGUCCAUGCGGUCUAGUGGCAUUGAGGUAUAAGUGUAAGAAUCGCGGUGCCGUAUGAGGGAAUGCCCCGGCGUGGCAAGACGCAUCUCACUGGUGGCCAGUCCGCAAACAGUGAAGAUCAGGGAAUCGGAUUAACGUCACAUAUCCAUCAGGACUACCAUCGUUGUGAUGUAGAGUGGUCUGAGCAGGAAACAGUAGAUGCGGAAGUAUCCCAAUUGGUAAACGGAGGCGCGGCUGCCCUUCGUAAUCUUAGGAGAUGGCGCAACUCAACGAGUUCCGGGUACUCAAGCCAUUCGCCGCCUCUCUCUGCUAGCUCAUAUUCAACAUGCUGUGCUUCAGUUCUCCGAAAUUCCGCGGUCGGGACACUUGGUGCCGAGGCCGCUCUCGGUCUAGCAGUAAUUCACGAAGCAGAAGCAAUACCACGUCCUAUUUGGCCUUGUUCAUCCAUUUAUCGUAGAGAUUUACACUUGGUUGGUUGCAAGACGCUUGACUGUGAGGGCUUAUCUGCCAGUUGCAGUUACGCUCGCACUUACACGUACGCCAGUCGAUGUCGCAAUGCUUGGCGAGACUGUCAGCCUUCUGCCCGUACGGCACAAGAAGUCCUCCUCGAGCUUUCACGGACCCUCAACUCUGUUAUUGACGGCGAGUGCGACAUGACGCCUGAAGAAAUUCUUCGUGACAUCUCUCGUACUGUGCAGAAGGUUGAGAAUAAUGGAACAAACGGAACAACAUCUACUGGUGUUUCCAGUGAAGAACAUAUUUAUCGACUUUCAUCCUCUUCCUCCAGCGCUAUCGGUCAAGACUCUGUUACUGUUAAUCCUGUAAAUUUUAAACUGUACAGUAAAUCUGGAUACACAAAUGUUUCUGUACCAUCUUUCAAAACAUCUUACCAGUGUCUUCAUGAAGGAAAAACACUUUUACUUAAAUCUUCUACUAAAUCUCAAGAUAAAUGUGACAAACAUCAUCAACAAUACAAUCAAAUUCCAGCUGUUUUUCUUGUGCCGCGUUGUAAUGGUAUUCAUACUUCACGUAAGAUUCCCAACUGUAAUGCCAAAAGUGCUGAAAAUUCAAAUGACAAAGAUAAAAAUAGAUUUAUUAAAAUACGUGAUAAUUCCCAAAAUGUUAAACACAAUAGUACCGUUCCUGUUAUUGAAAAUAUACAAGAUAAAACUUGUUAUAAUUCUAAUGAACCUGUAUAUUCUACGCAGCUAGACCUCAGUGAUGAAAGUUCCUCUUAUGGUGCAGUUGGAGAGUCUUCAAACAAAGCUAAUUGGAAUCAAGGCAUAUCAGUUUUCAACAAAAGUUUGGAUUUUACAUUAGAUGGUCAUCGAGCUGAAAGAUUAGGACGGUUAAUUGCUCGAGCUAAACGUAAACGACAGUGGUGUCGUGCCCUCACUACAAUCUUAGGGCUAGUCUUUUUUAUAUUAAGUGUUGUCGUUGUUUCCAUGUCUGUUACUAAAGGACGUAAAAUAUUUGGAAGCAUGUAAAGUAAAUGACUAAUUGUAAUGACUAUUAUUAAUUUAUUAAUUUGAAAGUAUCAAAUUAUUUGAUUUGUAUAAUUUAUAGAUUUUGAUAAUUAUAAAGACCGAUUUAAAAAAAAAAAUGCAUUAUUAGAUGAUAAAAUUAUAAUAUGUAGUAAAUACUGAAGAAUCUUUUUUACAAUUCAUUUUAUGGAUUAUUAUUUCUUCAUUGCAGAACACCAGUUUUUUUUUAAACUGAUUUUUAGCCAUAUGUAUUUCGUGGUACCUUAUAUUAUAUUAUAUACUACUAUUAUAAUUAUUGUAUAUUAUUAAUUAAAUCAUAUGCAAGAUUUAUGAAAUAAUCUUAGCAAAGCAAUAUAGUGGCUGUGACCAUCUCGUUUGCAUUUCUCUAUAAUGUAUUUCAACACCAACAUAUUAAAUACAUAUCUUAUAAUUUUUAAAUA
Messenger RNA from Cotesia glomerata, 2438 nucleotides. RefSeq lists its product as uncharacterized. Lineage: Eukaryota; Metazoa; Arthropoda; Insecta; Hymenoptera; Braconidae. The record is from RefSeq and is a predicted model, not a curated record. The transcript has 4 exons. The coding region runs from base 577 to 2001 and encodes 474 amino acids.